UGACAUCACCGCAUUCCCGUCCCGGCUCCUCCCGUCCGCACCGCAGUGACAGGAGAGUCGGGCCCGGUGGCGAAGAGGAAGUGCGGGCCCACCACACCGAGCGCGUCCCCGCAGAAGUCGGCUCCCUGGGCGCUGGGGUGACUGUGCCGCCGCCGCGGGGCGCAGCGCCGGGCACGCGCCGGGCAGAGCCGAGCGCCAGGCGGACCCUCCAGCAGAGACGCAGGGAAAAUGGCUGAUGACUUUGGCUUCUUCUCGUCGUCGUUGAGCGGGGCCCCCGAGGCGGCCGAGGAGGACCCGGCGGCUGCCUUCUUGGCCCAGCAGGAAAGUGAGAUCGCGGGCAUAGAGAAUGACGAAGGUUUCGGGGCACCUGCCGGCGGCCAGGCGGUCCUGGCGCAGCCGGGACCCGCGAAUGGGGCUGGUUCUGAGGACAUAGGGACCACGAUCAAUGGAGAUGUGUUUCAGGAGGCCAAUGGCCCAGCUGAUGGCUAUGCCGCCAUUGCCCAGGUUGACAGGCUGACACAGGAACCCGAGAGCAUCCGCAAAUGGAGAGAGGAGCAGAAGAAACGGCUGCAGGAGCUGGAUGCUGCCUCCAAGGUGACAGAACAGGAGUGGCGGGAGAAGGCCAAGAAGGACCUAGAGGAGUGGAACCAGCGCCAGAGUGAACAAGUUGAAAAGAACAAGAUCAACAACCGGGCAUCUGAGGAGGCUUUCGUGAAGGAAUCCAAGGAGGAGACCCCAGGCACAGAGUGGGAGAAGGUGGCCCAGCUGUGUGACUUCAACCCCAAGAGCAGCAAGCAGUGCAAAGACGUGUCCCGCCUGCGCUCGGUGCUCAUGUCCCUGAAGCAGACGCCGCUGUCCCGCUAGGUGGCAGCCACAAGCAUGGCCACUGAGCAGGGGCUGGCCCUGGCAGAGGAGCAGCUGCUUUGGGCAGGGGUGGGGGAAAUGCCUCCAGCAGCUGCUGCACACAGCCUACUGGGUUCCUCCCCAUCUCCCAGGACUGGGAGGGGGAACCCUCCCCCUCCUCCCCCACCCUCCCUCCUGGCCUUGUGGCCCAGCCCCUCACACCCCCUCAGUCCACAAAGUUGUGACUGUCCCUCCUGAUGUAUUUUUUUUUCUUGGCUUAAAGGGUGUGUUGUUAACUCUUUUUACAUUUAUUUAUUAUCACUCUCAUUU
Messenger RNA from Rhinolophus ferrumequinum (greater horseshoe bat), 1173 nucleotides. RefSeq names its product clathrin light chain B. The transcript is spliced from 5 exons. The record is from RefSeq and is a predicted model, not a curated record. Gene Ontology annotation, molecular function: clathrin heavy chain binding; structural molecule activity. Bases 229 to 864 code for a protein of 211 amino acids. Gene Ontology annotation, biological process: clathrin-dependent endocytosis; clathrin coat assembly; intracellular protein transport. Lineage: Eukaryota; Metazoa; Chordata; Mammalia; Chiroptera; Rhinolophidae. Gene Ontology annotation, cellular component: synaptic vesicle membrane; postsynaptic endocytic zone cytoplasmic component; clathrin coat of trans-Golgi network vesicle.